AUGCCCGAAAAAUGGUGGUCUACUUCCUACAAAACGUCUAAUGGAUAUUUUGGUUGUGAAACUACCCGUCAAGCAGGGGUUGUCACAGGCUUUAAUACAUGGGCAUACUUUGAAAUAAAACAUGUCCGAGCCAACUUGACGUACGACUGGAUCAAACUGAACAUCUUCACCCGAUGGGUAGCUUCCACUAAUCAGACAAUUCUGUUUCUUUUCGACCCGGCACUGUCCAUACAGGAGUUAAUUCUCCAGUCGCUAUCGAAUUCACCACCUUCUCACUCUCAGUCGAGGAUUCCAUUUUGGCCCUACUCGCACGCCUUCGAGAUUAUAGCCAACCUCGAAGAGGCCGCCGUUUGGGCGAUCCGGAACCAAGUGAGGGCGAUUGAAAAAGAGACAAAUCCAGCUAUAGCCCGACGACCAGAUUACAGGAGAAUGCACGACAUUGCCCGCCACGCUAUACAUGUCAACGAGAAUCUGGAUGUCUCGGUACAGAAUAUUGAGACUAUCCUAACCCACUACGCUCUUUAUAUGAUAUCAAAACGGGAAGAGUCAUACUUGGGCGCAGACGAAGACAUCCGUAAUCAACUAGAAUUCUUUCGAGGCUAUAUCGCAAAUCUACGCCAACGCUCAUCUUCCAAUGAGAAGCGGCUUCAGAACGAGAUCCAAUUAGCCUUCAAUACUGUCGCCCAGGCUAAUGCGGAAACCUCUGUGGAGAUAGGUCGUGCCGCACAGAUCGACAGUUCGGCCAUGAAGACGAUCGCAUUUGUCACACUCACCUUUCUCCCGCCUACUUUUAUCUCGUCGAUUUUUAGCAUGUCAUUCUUCCAGUGUGGGGACAAUGGCUGGGGCAUGUCAAACAAGUUUUGGAUUUAUUGGGCGGUUGCUGUUCCAACAACCAUUGCCACGGUCCUGAUUUGGCGGUACUGGCAUAAACUUGUUCCCAGUUUUCAUCACAAGCCAAUGGGGGUUCCUAGGUCUAAAGAACGGGUAUAA
Messenger RNA from Penicillium verrucosum, 990 nucleotides. RefSeq lists its product as uncharacterized. Bases 1 to 990 code for a protein of 329 amino acids. The record is from RefSeq and is a predicted model, not a curated record. NCBI's taxonomy places the organism in Eukaryota, Fungi, Ascomycota, Eurotiomycetes, Eurotiales, Aspergillaceae. The transcript is spliced from 2 exons.